GUCUCUAUAUGCUAACGGCUUGUAGCAUUGGGUCACACUUCUCGUGGCUGUAAGGAGGAGCGCGAAGAACGUGAGCGUGUCGGCGUUAAAUGCGUCAACUGCAGUGCUGAUGGACAUCGUGCUCGCGAUUGCCCUGAGCCACGUCGCAAUGUUUUUGCUUGUCGUAACUGCGGCUCGGAGGACCACAAGGCAUCAGAAUGCCCCAACCCUCGCUCUGCAGAGAAUGUUGAAUGCAAGCGAUGCAACGAGAUGGGACAUUUCGCGAAGGAUUGUCCUCAGAAACCACCUCCCAGAACCUGCCGCAACUGCGGAUCCGAGGAUCACGUUGCGAAAGAAUGUGACAAGCCGCGCGAUGUCUCUACUGUUACCUGCCGUAACUGUGAUGAGGUCGGACACUUCAGUCGUGACUGCCCCAAGAAGCGAGACUAUUCUCGCGUCAAGUGCAACAAUUGUGGUGAAAUGGGCCAUACCAUCAAGCGUUGCCCUACCGCCAAUGCCACUGAGGACACCCCUCACGGCGACAGCCAUAGCUUCAACGCGCCUGUUAACGACGAGUGGAAUGAAAACGGUGGAACUCAGUGGAACAACAAUGGGGGAACUGAGUGGAACGACAACGGCGGAACUCAACAGGAAACUGCCCCGGCCGAGGAAGGCGAAUGGAAUGUUGGUUCCGCUCCUGGUUGGUAGAAGAAGGAUACAGCAAGCAAAGUCGAUCAACCCAUGGUCCAUAAGGCGUCGGUCACAAUCGUCUGGAACGAUGUAUAAUACCUUUGCACGCGUGUUACUCAGUCGCUUUCAUGCUUACCUCUCUUCUCGGACAACAACCAGUUGCCCUUCUAUGGUGGGUGAUAUCUGUGGAGGGACUACCUUUGAUGUGUGUUCAUACCGACUGGUUCGGGUAAUCUCCCCUCGAUAUUUUCUUUCCUUUACUUGCAGAAUUCGCUCGGAAGACGGAACCGUUCCUGCUUGUCUUUGCUUGAUGAGCGGAGGGAUCUGUCAGGCCGUUUGACCUGUAGGGUAGUUUGAGAAAAUUGAAUCGAAAUACGUUGUUGCUUCCUAGUGUGC
Aspergillus vadensis CBS 113365 is the source of this 1065-nucleotide messenger RNA. RefSeq lists its product as uncharacterized. Bases 110 to 1009 code for a protein of 299 amino acids. NCBI's taxonomy places the organism in Eukaryota, Fungi, Ascomycota, Eurotiomycetes, Eurotiales, Aspergillaceae. The record is from RefSeq and is a predicted model, not a curated record. The transcript is spliced from 6 exons.